Messenger RNA from Mesoplodon densirostris (Blainville's beaked whale), 894 nucleotides. RefSeq names its product PVR related immunoglobulin domain containing (gene PVRIG). The coding region runs from base 1 to 894 and encodes 297 amino acids. Gene Ontology annotation, molecular function: signaling receptor activity. Gene Ontology annotation, biological process: negative regulation of T cell receptor signaling pathway. The record is from RefSeq and is a predicted model, not a curated record. The transcript has 5 exons. Lineage: Eukaryota; Metazoa; Chordata; Mammalia; Artiodactyla; Ziphiidae. Gene Ontology annotation, cellular component: plasma membrane.
AUGGACAGGCCCCGGGCCCUGAGCCUGCUCUUGGUGCUGCUGACUCUCUGCAUCACUGCUGGGACUCCUGAGGUGUGGGUGCAGGUUCAGAUGGAGGCCACCGAGUCCCCGUCCUUCACUGUCCGCUGUGGAUUCCUGGGAUCUGGCUCUAUCUCCCUGGUGACUGUGAGCUACGGGGGCCCCGAUGGUGCUGGAGAGACCACGCUGGCUGUGUUGCACCCAAAGCUCGGCACCCAGCACUGGAACCCUGCCUGCCGGGCCCACUGGGAAACCAGAACCAGCAUCUCCCUCACCUUGGAAGGGUCCGAGGCGAGAAGCUCCAGUCCCAACACCACCUUCUGCUGCAAGUUUACUUCCUUCCCCGAGGGCUCCCAGGAGGCCUGUGGGAACAUCUCCCUCAGCCCAGACCAAGGGCUCCCUGCUCCUACUCCAGCCACCAUGCUGCGAGCUGACCUGGCUGGGAUCUUGGGGGUUUCGGGGGUCCUCCUCUUUGGCUGCGUCUACCUCCUCUACCUCCUGUGUCAGCAAAGGCACUGGUCUGUCAUGAAGCUUCAGCCACCCAGCAACAGCAACCCCCAGACACAGAGGAGAGCAAGUGCAGCCGGCCAAGCCUCCCUGACCUCUCUCCACAUCCCCUAUGCCACCAUCAACACUAGCUACUUCAGCCCGGCAACUCUGCACCGGGUCCUCCCACCUCAGCCCCUGCCCAGGUGGGCGCCGCUCCCCAGCCAGAGCCCCGUACCCUGGGCACCCCUGCCGGCCUCCGCUCGCAGCAGCUUCAUCUCUGUUGAGAACCGACUCUACGCUCAAGCAGAAAAGGGGCCUCUCCACGCCGGCACCGACCUCAUCCCGCUCCCGGACUGUCUGGAGCGCAGAGCCAUGGAGGGGCGUUAG